Echinococcus granulosus is the source of this 1584-nucleotide messenger RNA. RefSeq lists its product as hypothetical. The record is from RefSeq and is a predicted model, not a curated record. Bases 1 to 1584 code for a protein of 527 amino acids. NCBI's taxonomy places the organism in Eukaryota, Metazoa, Platyhelminthes, Cestoda, Cyclophyllidea, Taeniidae. The transcript is spliced from 3 exons.
AUGGCAGAAAGAGUGCUCUCCCCGGAAGAGGUGUGGCUUCAAGACAGUGAAGCACGUCUCGAGUCGAUGGAAAUUCUGCUGAAAUCUGUGCGCCGAGAUAUUGAUGCUCUCAGUGAAAAACUUCCCUCCCCUCGUCCAGGCACUCGUAGGACCUUUCAGCAGGAGGGACCUGUUGUUUACGAGUCAGGAGGCGAGGAUUAUGUAUUGCGGAUUGACAAACGACCCAGGUGCUAUCAAAACCUUGGUCUCGGAUCGCAUACCACAAUGGAGCCGUUCGAUGAUGAGGAGGACACCGAGAGGCCUACAAGUAAAACUCGCCUUCAAAAGUCGUGGAGAUCGCCCGCCGAUUUUCGACCGGUUGACUCACCGCCCGAUUCACCGACAUUCGGUGAAAGCAGUAACAUAAUUUCCCUCAAUGAUAUUAUCCUUAACAGUGAUGAUACCCUUCCAAGCUCUCAAAAAGCGGAACCGAGUAGGGUAGUUCCUCUCCUAGGCAGCCUGCAUUCACUGCCUACGAUAGAAGAGAACUCACAGGAGGAUAACACCGACACCUCCAUAUCGACUGCGGAGGAUUUGAAAUCAGCUGACUACUCAGCGUCAGCUGUCUGUGGUAUGGCUUCAUCUGACACAAUCAUUGGCCCAAUGCGUGAGCCACUAUCGAAUAAAACCAGAUCGAAGUGCUCCCUCGAUGAAGUAAUGAAUUUAUCGCAAGAACAGAUAAAAUCUGCUCAAUCUCCGUUAAGUCGAUCGCGCUCGCAGAGUCCCUUCAUCACCGAUCCCGACUUCCUUCGAUAUUCACGCACCUCUCUGCGCAGUCGUGAUAGCACGGUGAGCGAGACGGACUCCUUUGUGACUGUGAACAGUCAGUUUUUCCCCUCGGGCGAAGAGGCCUACGUCACUGCGUGCAGUGACACCGAAAGCUUGGGUGAUUCACCCGAUGGAGGACGUGUCCCUAGCCGGGAGAGGAUGCAAAAAAAGAUGUUAGUUCUACAGCAAAAUCCCCCCUCAGAGUGUCAAAAUCAAUCCGAGGAUGUUUUGGAAUUCACCCUUGUCGAAGCCAACAUGUGCAAAACACCAGUUCCUGAAAAGGAAAGUCCGUUUCCCAGGAAGACGGGCGAAUCCGCUGAACAACCAGACGCCUAUGUAAAGAAACCCAUCAAGCGACGUACCCUUCGAAAACGAAGACCAGACGACUCGCCGAGUGAUGACGGCGAGGGUGACACAUCCUCAUCUUUUACUUGUGAUGAAGGCGUCUACAAUGCAGUGGCCGCCAGGCUAGUAGGUGCUACCACAACGUACAAGCAUGAAGAGUUACCAAUCACUAUUCUACCCGGUCGACUCUCGUGCAUUGAAGAGGUGAACCGCCUUUCCAAUGGCAUUGACUCGCCUGAUGGGGAAGAGGACAUCGUCGUUCACUAUGGGGAUGACGAGAGAGAGGAUGAAAUGAAGUAUGUGUAUGGUGAGCCUGGGCACAAAACCCAACAGCCCAACAUUCCGGAAGUGGUGCUGACUCAUCUAGGCAACGUCCUUCCCACCAGUGGGAAGAACGAAACAAUCGGUUUUGAUGAAAGUGAGUCAUUUUAG